Schistosoma rodhaini is the source of this 1010-nucleotide messenger RNA. Lineage: Eukaryota; Metazoa; Platyhelminthes; Trematoda; Strigeidida; Schistosomatidae. The record is from the annotation of a GenBank genome assembly.
AGGCGGGAUCGUGGGUGCGCACUACUGAGGAGCCCCACAACAGGACGAAACGGCCGUCCAGUGCUUCCAGAUUUUCCAUGGUGGUCUGGUUUCAAUUGACUCAUGGUCUCAACUAUUAAAAUUAAUAUAAUAUCCACAAAAACCCCUUCAGAACUAAUUUAGGCAUUUUAGUAAUAUUCAUCCUAACAAUUAUAUUAAAAAACGAGUGUGUCAAUACCAACAUAUAGGAACGAGGAAUACUUGGAGGUUUCCGUUCUGCGACUAUAUGAAGGAAACGUAGAUGAACGUGUUCUAAAUUUUAUCCAUAGUGCGAGCGAAACAGGCCAUGAAUAUCGAUAAAUUGCUAAUAAUUAAUUGGUCUAUUAAGGCAAUAUUACUAUUGGUUGAUAAUUUCUGUUAUAAUACAUAACUUGAUUACCAUACUUUAAUUUCCUUCCCGUUUAAUUAUUGAUUCAACAGUUGAUUGGUCAUUUAAUUUCAAUAUAUUUAUUGGAAUGAAGCUACACUUUCACGUCUGACCUUUUAUCUUACUUCGGUUGCACGUCGGUGGAUCUACCAACAAUGAGUCAAACAUAUGAGUGGAAAAGCGAGGUCAUAAAGAAACAGGCCCAAAAAGAACGAGAGAAAGACGUGGAAAAACGAUGGGAAGACGUCAUGUCUAAGAACGGUGAAGGAGCUCCCGAAUGGUUAAAAGAAGCUGCUAUGAAGAAAAAGCAGAAACAAAUUUUGAAACUGAAAGAUGAGAAUUUAGCUCCAUGGCUUAAAGAAGUUCAGAAGAAGAAUGCCGGCUUAGCAAGAAGGAUAUCCGAUGCCACAAAUUCUGAAAUUGAAAUUUGAUAUGUUUAUUUGAAUGAAUGGUAAACUAGAUUAUUCAAUAUCAUAUGGAUUGCAUACAGAGAUUAAUUAUACUACAAACAUACAUAUGCGUUUAUUACCAUGAUUCCUUUCCUUGUAUAUUAUUAUUUACGCUUUAUUUAAUAACCUGAUUUAUGGAAAUCCAGAAUAUUUUG